This is a messenger RNA of Triticum aestivum (bread wheat), 4685 nucleotides long. Its product is annotated as disease resistance protein Pik-2. The record is from RefSeq and is a predicted model, not a curated record. Gene Ontology annotation, molecular function: ADP binding. Gene Ontology annotation, biological process: defense response to other organism. The transcript is spliced from 5 exons. The coding region runs from base 326 to 4270 and encodes 1314 amino acids. NCBI's taxonomy places the organism in Eukaryota, Viridiplantae, Streptophyta, Magnoliopsida, Poales, Poaceae.
CGUCCAGCUUCUCGUUCAUGGCCGACGUUGCCAUCGUUUGCAGAUGGUGAGAAAUCCAACUUUACCCUCUGUACUAGCGACGUCAAGUGUGAACGUCCAAGACGACGCAGCGCCGCUCAUUACUCCGUCAGCUGCAAUGUCCCAUUCAGUCAUUAUUCUCCAUCAACCCAUCAGCUGCAAUGCCUGGUACACUCAUUAGUACUCAAUCAAUCCAUCAGCUGCUCCAUAGCACCAGCACCUCCGUCUGGAUCCCCAUUUUGCUCCACCCAGCAGAUCUAGCAUUGCCACUUGCAACUCCUCCAGCAGAGCCAGAGGGACGAGGGCCAUGGAGGCCACAGCGGUGAGCAUGGGCAAGGCCGUGCUCGAUGGCGCGCUCGGCUACGCCAAGUCCAAGGCGGCCGAGGAAAUCGCCCUGCAGCUUGGCGUCGAGUCCGAUGUGAAGUUCAUCAGGGAUGAGCUGCAGAUGAUGCAGUCCUUCCUGAUGAUGGCUGAUGAAGACCAAAGCCAGAACAAGGUGCUUAUGACCUGGGCGAAACAGAUCGGGGCACUGGCCUACAAAGUGGAGGACAGCCUCAUGGAUUUCGGCCUUCACUCGGAGAAAAAGCCUUUUUUGGGGUGCGUCCCGCGCAGCCCAGGUGACCGGCGCCGCAUCGCCAAGGAGUUGAAGCAGCUGAGGGUUGAGGUGGAGGAUGUGAGCAACAGGAACCUGCGCUAUCGCCUCAUCAAGGACAGCUCAGGUUCCAAGCCUACCGUGGCAGAGGAGCAGGCCAGCAUCGCCACUGCAGCAAUGUUCGGCAUCAACGAAGCAAGGCUUGCAGCCUUGGAGCACAAAGAAUCAACAGAGGUGAAUCUCAAAGAGCUGAUUACCAGCAAUAUGGUGGAUCCUAGAGUGAUCUUCAUGUGGGGACCUAGCGGUGAUCUCGGGAACACAUCUGCCAUCCAGGAGGUUUAUGAUGACCCAAAGGUAUUGGAAAGGUUUGGAUUCUGUGCUUGGAUUAGGUUGAUGCAUCCUUUCAAUCCACAAGAGUUCCUCAGAAGCUUGGUAAGGCAAUUUUAUGAAAAUUCACAUGAUGACGCUGGAAAGGCGGAACAAGAAACAAGUGUCGGGGCUAAUGUUCUGGCCAUCAUGGAGAAGAUGGAUCAAAGUGAUUUAGUUAAUGUGUUUAAUAAGGAGGUGUGUAGCAAUAGCUACCUGGUUGUCAUAAAUGGCCUAUCCACGAUAGAAGAGUGGCAUUGCAUUAAGAAGUACUUUCCUGACAGCAAGAAAAAAAGUAGGAUAGUCGUUUCCGCGCAGAAAGCUGAAAUUGCAAGAUUGUGCACAGAGAAACCGUACCAGGUUUCGAAGUUGUCAUGUGAUGAAACUAUUUAUAUUUUCCACAAGGUCAGCAUGGGCAGUGUUAGUGUGCCAUUGCUUGACGCCAACAACAAAUCAAGGCGUGCUGUUGUGGAGGAUAAACUGACGGAUAUGCAUGUAUCUUCUUCCGUCAAGCCCACUUCCGACUCAAACAAAGUUACUACUAUUGAGAAAAACACAGGAAUGCUCACCACUGAAAUAGAGGAGGGAUCCCAAGAACCUAAUGCAGGCGAAGAAAAAGUUCAUAACUCGACUAUUAGUAAGAAGCUUGAUCCCUGCAGGACACUGACACUGACUGAUGAAGUGUUCUGUGGGCGAGAAAAAGAAAAAUCUGAUAUUAUCAGAUUAGUUGGCCAACCAGAUGACAGUAAAGGCUCUAAGGUGAUCUCUGUUUGGGGAAUGGGGGGCCUUGGAAAAACCACUCUUGUCCGAAGCAUCUACCGAAGCCAGCAGCUUGGUGGCUGGAAGCGUGCUUGGACCACUGCAUUGCGUCCUUUUAACCCUGAAGUACUCCUUAGGGAUUUGGCUUUGCAGCUUCAGAAGAGUAUUCAAAAAGAUAAUGCUGGAUCAGGAGGAGCUGAAGGACAAAACAAAAGCAUACCAGAGAUGAAUCUUAAAGAGUUGAAGGAUGAGCUAGCUCGGUUACUAAAAACUAAAAGGUGCCUUGUUGUUGUUGAUGAUAUAUUAUCCACUUCUGAAUGGAAUUUGGUCAAACCGUGUUUACAUGAUGCUGGAAUGAUCAUAGUCACCACAAGAGAAAAAAAUAUUGCCAUACAUUGUUCAAAAGAAGACAAGAACAUGUACAAACUUGAAGGUCUGGAUAAUGAUGUUGCACUUGACCUCUUCAAAAAGAAGGUAUUCAGGGACAAUGUUGAAGAAAUUUAUUUAGGCCGAGCUAUGAUGGAGCAAGCAAGACUUACUCUGCAGAAAUGUGGUGGACUACCCCUUGCAAUAUCGACUAUUGGUGGAUUCCUAGCCACUAAGCCAAAAACUGCUACUGAAUGGAGGAAGAUGAAUGAACGUAUUGGCACUGAAUUGGAGAUGAAUCCUGAACUUAAGACAAUAAAGACAAUUCUUAUGAGGAGCUAUGAUUGUUUGCCGUACUAUCUCAAGUCUGCUUUCUUAUACCUGUCUAUAUUUCCAGAAGACCACAAGAUUAGGUGGGGUCGCUUGAUGAGGCGGUGGAUUGCAGAGGGUUACUCAAGGGAUAUACAUGGCAUGACUGCAGUUGAACUUUGUCGGAGGUACUUUGAUGAGCUCUUGAAUAGGAGUAUGAUCCUGCCAGGGGAAGGAACAGACCAAUACAGUCGGAAAAUCAAUUCCUGCCAACUUCAUGAUAUGAUCCGUGAAAUAUGCAUCUCAAAGGCGAGGGAGGAAAACCUUGUUUUGACGCUGGAGGAAGGAUGUUGUUUGAGUGACACACAAGGUGCAAUACGUCAUCUUGUCAUUGGCAGCAACUGGAAAAGGGAUAAAGAUGUGCUGGAGAGCAAACUAGACUUGUCACAUGUACGGUCAUUGACCGUGUUCGGAGAGUGGAGAUCGUUUUUCAUCUCUGACAAUAUGAGGUUCCUCCGAGUGCUUGACUUAGAAGACACACUAGAGUUAAAAGAUAAUCAUCUUGCUGAUAUUGGGCAGCUCCGUCAUCUCAAGUAUCUUUCUCUUCGAGGAUGUCGGAACAUUUUAUACCUGCCUAAUUCUUUGCGAAAUUUGAGGCACCUUGAAAUGCUGGAUGUUAGAGGUACACUUAUAUAUGAGUUGCCAACAACAAUCACCAAUCUUCGGAAGCUACAACACCUUCGGGCAGAUGGUUAUUGGGACCGUAAAGGUGGUGUCAAGAGAGAGGAUGACAUAGUUGAUAAGUUUGAAGAUUACAUUAAUCGUACUUUGCUGUCCAGAGGUCAUGUUUUCUUGAGACCACAAGUUAUAGAUGCCGGUUUGAAUAGGUAUGAUAUAUUCAAUCUAUACCGCUUCCAGGAGAGGAAGCUAGAUGGCGUUAUACUUCCUAGAGGGAUUGGCAAAUUGAAGGCCCUUCACUCACUAGGUGUUGUUGAUGUUUCCGGGAGAAAUGGAAAUGCCACUGUAAAAGAGAUUGGAGAGCUUACUCAGCUACGUAAGCUUAAAGUGGGUGGUCUGAGCUACAGAAACAUCAGUGAGUUAUGGUCUGCCAUUGCUGGUCAUAAUCAACUUCAAUCUUUGUCAGUUGAAAUAGGUGACAACCGUGAAAAGAGGAAUGAGUUAGAUGGCUGUUUGGGUGAGGGUUUGUUGCCACCAAACAGCCUUGAGAGUCUCACUCUGUAUGGGAAGCUAGUCAAUGUAACAGAAUGGAUCAAUAAGCUUCAGAAUCUCACCAAGUUGGUGCUGAAGUGGAGCAGAUUGAAGCAAGAUGAUGCCAUACAAGCCCUCUGGGUGCUACCAAAUCUUGCAGUUCUACGUUUGAGGACGGUUUCGUUCGAUGGGACACAGCUGCAUUUCCAUAGCUCAUCUUUCCCGAGUCUUAUGGUGCUGGAGUUGGAUUGGUUAGACAACCUCGAGUCGGCGCUGUUUGAAAAAGACGCAAUGCCUAAGCUCGAGCUGCUACAAGUUGAUUGGUGCGAAAAGCUGAAAGCAUUCUCAUGGCUGCCAGUCCUCACAAGCCUCAAGGAAAUUCGGUUGGGUAGCUUUGGUCUCAGUGAAACAUUGAAGGCAUCGGUGCAGAGUCAGAUUCCAUCGGAGACCAAAGAUUGGUGCGUGCACUCGCAGAUGAACUGGACGACAAUGGCCACUUUGAAGCAAAUGACGAGGAGGGAGAGGGCAAAGCUUUCCCCCCACCCGCACAACCGAUGCACAAGGUCGAGAUCCUCCUCUGGGCGAUGGAGCAGGCCGAUUCGUCCAGCCCGUGGACCAGGCGUAGGUGGUGGGCGUUCAGAUCCAGGGUAGAGCAUCCACUGGAUCAGGAACCCACGGUGCACGAGGUGCCAUUGCAGAUUGUGGAGCCUCCAACCGAGUCGGAGAUGACUCCGAAGCACAAGAGGAGGAGGACAGUGGUCGCGACAUCGCUUCCCCGCCGUUCUCCACGCUUCCCUCGCCGCUCUCCUCGUCUGAACGGCGGCCGUAGCUAUGUUUAGGGUGAGAUUGCUGAAUUUCAUUCAUCAUUACUUGCCACUUGCUUAAUUUGAUUCUCUGCAAUAUGUUCUUGCUACAUGUGUACUUGAAUCCGUAGCCUCUGGAUGGCAGCUUAGUUUGAUCGACGAGGCUGUAAUGAGUCUAGGCAUAUAGCAUUGCUAUGUUUACUUGCUACGUUUUGAUGUGCUGGAGUUGUAUCCAUGAUAGAAAAUUUUGUCUGUCACCUCAA